Suillus subaureus is the source of this 3355-nucleotide messenger RNA. Its product is annotated as atromentin synthetase. Bases 92 to 2953 code for a protein of 953 amino acids. Gene Ontology annotation, biological process: biosynthetic process. The record is from RefSeq and is a predicted model, not a curated record. NCBI's taxonomy places the organism in Eukaryota, Fungi, Basidiomycota, Agaricomycetes, Boletales, Suillaceae. The transcript has 6 exons.
GUAAUUCCAAGAAGACCGGUAAGUGCUCAGCGUCCUAGACAUCUUUUCUUUGUAUUACUGCUUUAGAAUUUAACUUGAGAUACAGCUUGGGAUGGCACCCGUCGCAGUCUCUCCCACUACCGCUACCGAAUUCGCUGCCACCUUUAAGACAUCUGUUGUCUCUCUACAACCUAAUACCCUCCACGACGUCAUCGCUCAAGCUGUCGACCGUUAUCCGUCGCACGAACUUGGUUUCAUAACCUCCUCGGCACAUGACUCCUCCAUCCAGACGAAGACCUUCAGCGCGUUCAACCAAUGUGUUCGCAACCUUGCACGUGCCAUGCUAGAGUGGGGAAAGCCCACGGGCUCAGUCGUCGUCGUGUACCUGACGGAGCACGAAGACAAUAUGGCUGCUGUAUGGGCGUGUCUGCUGGCUGGCUAUGUGCCCUGCCUGCAACCCACGCUUAGCGCGCAACAGGCGCACAAGGAGGGCCAUGUCGCCCACAUCAAGAACUUGUUUGGGUCUGCUACUUGGUUGACCAGCGAGCUCGGGGCUGAGCAGAUCAGCACCAUUUCUGGUCUGGAGGUUCAUCUGCUCUCCGAAUUAAAAAUAUCGGCGGAGACAUUUACCGUCUCAGCUGACUGGGUUGGGUACGAGGCUAAGCCAGACGACGAGGCGAUCCUGUUCCUGACCUCAGGGUCUACUGGAUUCUCGAAGGCGGUUGUGCACACGCACCGCACAAUUCUCGCUGCAUGCCAUGCCAAGGGGCAAAGUUACGGCCUGACUUCCGAAUCUCGAGUCUUGAACUGGGUCGGAUUUGAUCAUGUCGCGGGAUCGUUGGAAAUGCACUUCACACCUCUGUUAUAUGGUGCUUCGCAACUCCAUGUGCACGCAUCUGCUAUUCUUGCUGAUCCCCUUCGACUGCUCCGUCUGAUCGAUGAAAAGUCAGUUGAAUUGGCUUUCGCCCCGAAUUUCCUGCUCUCCAAGCUCACGCGUGAUCUGGAGAAGCGCACUGACCUCUUCGGAUGCUUCGACCUAUCCUCCAUCAAGCGGAUUAACAGUGGGGGUGAAGCUGUUAUUUCCAAGACCGCGCAAGCGUUCGCUGCCAUGAUGAAAAAGUUUAGCAAGAACUCCGCUUCCUUUGUGAUCUCCGCUGGGUUUGGAAUGACAGAAACUUGCGCCGGAUGCAUAUACGACCCUGUGGAUGUCCUCGCAACAGAACCUGCUCACGAGUUCCUUGAUCUCGGGCGACCCAUCAAUGGUUGCGAGAUGCGCAUCGUUGACCCCGCAGAUGGCGCCACCCUGCGCCCCGACGGAGAGAGUGGCGAGCUUCAGGUUCGCGGACCGAUGGUCUUCGUACGCUACUACAACAACGCGGAGGCUACUUCCUCCAGCUUUGUUGAGGGAGGCUGGUAUCGCACCGGCGAUGUUGGCAUCAUCGAGAAUGGGGUGAUGCGCCUUAGCGGUCGCAUCAAGGACACCGUCAUUGUGCACGGUGUCUCAUACGGUAUCCCUGAGCUCGAGACCCACCUCCAGACCGUGGAAGGGGUCACGCAUUCGUUCCUGGCUGCAGCUCCGUACCGUGCCACUGGGCAGGAGACAGAAGGAUUCAUCAUUUUCUACUCACCGACCUUCGACCUCGAUGGAGCAGAUGCUUCGACAAAGCUGUUUGGUACGCACAGGGCCCUUCGGGAUAUCUGCGUGAAGAUGAUCACCCUGCCGCCUCAGGUCAUCGUCCCAAUCCCUGUGAACCAGAUGGAGAAGACCACACUGGGUAAACUGUCUCGUGCGCGUCUGAUCAGUCUGUUCAAGCAAGGCCAGCUUGGUCAGCAUAUCGCGCGCUCUGAGGAGCUUCUCAGCAAGGCACGAGGCGCCACGUUCGUCGCCCCGUCCACCGAGACGGAGAAGGCGCUUGCGAAGAUAUAUGCUGGCAUCUUCAACCUUGCAGAAAGCGAGAUGUCGGCGAGUGACAAUUUCUUCGAGAUCGGUGGUACUUCCAUUGAUGCUAUCCGGCUCAAGCGCGAAGGAGAGGAAUACUUCGGCCUUCCUGACAUCCCUGCCAUUCAAAUCCUCAAGCACCCCGUUCUCUCGAGCCUGGCGAACUACAUCAACACCUUGCUCUCCAAGGGCACCCAGACUGAGGAGUACGAUCCCAUCGUUCCCCUCCAGCUCAGUGGAAAUAAGACACCAAUUUUCUUCGUUCACCCCGGUAUCGGCGAGGUGCUCAUUUUCGUCAAUCUCGCUAAAUACUUUCAUAACGAGCGUCCCUUCUAUGCUUUCCGUGCUCGUGGCUUUGAUACUGGGCACCCCUACUUCACCUCCAUGGACGAGAUGGUUUCCUGUUAUACCGCAGCAAUCAAGAAGACACAGGAGACAGGACCAUACGCCAUCGCGGGCUACAGUUAUGGCGGUGUUGUCGCAUUUGAAGUUGCUAAGCGGCUCGAGGCCAUGGGCGAUGAAGUCAAGUUCGUCGGUCUCAUCAACAUUCCUCCUCAUAUUGCCCCCCGCAUGACCGAGAUUGAUUGGACGUCUGGCAUGCUCCACCUGUCGUCCUUCCUUGGUCUCGUCUCAAAGCAUGAUGCUGAUGAUCUAGCUCCUCCCCUGAGACUGCUCACGAGGCAGGAGCAACUCGAGUUUGUGUGGAAGAUGUCGCCUCCUGAACGAAUCAUCGAGCUCCAGCUAACGCUCGAGAAGCUUGAUAAGUGGGUGGACCUCGCCGGAUCCCUCAUCGAUUGCGGACUAGAUUACAACCCAUCAGGCUCAGUUUCUGCACUCGAUGUUUUCUACGCUAUUCCCUUUGCCGGAACCAAGAUCGACUGGCUCAAUAACCAGCUUAAACCAUGGUCUGGCUUCAGCCGCGGCGAGGCAUCAUAUUCUGAUGUGCCUGGGGAACACCACACACUCAUGGACUUGGAGCAUGUCCCGCAGUUCCAGAAGAUCUUCCGGAGUCGUCUCGAGGCUCGUGGGGUGUAGACGCUCUAUUAAACUAUACAGUGGGAGUGCAUUGGUUUCGUACUUAAUUUGUUAUACAUCUUCACGUGCCGUAGACCAGAUGCGUACGUUUGGUGACACCUGAACGUUUGAGGCUGAACGUUGAACAUCGAACACCUCGAGUAGUGUCCAACAUAGGGCUUCGCCCCAACGGACAAUAAACAAGGAUUUUUUUUAAAUCGAACACCCCCACUAAAAUGGUGUACAGGAUCUUGCCUGUUGCGCGCCACGUGCUAUGAGAGGGGUAUUGCUGCUGACGCAGCAGGUCUCCGACUCCCUAAAUUUGUUUACUCACUCUUGUAAUAUUCCCUCGCACUUUUGUGUACGACUUCCAGUUUCGACCCUCGUCUUUUAGGAACCAUCCGAACUUCUAUCACCUUGUAC